ACGGCGCUGUACCAGUCGCAGCAGAGCGAGAUGGCAGCGCAAGACGGGCAGCUCGACGCAUUGAGUCUGAGCAUUGCGCGGCAGCGCGAGCUGGGCAUCCAGAUGGGCGACGAGCUCGAGCUGCAUGGGCAGCUGCUCGAGGAGAUGGACACCGCUGUCGAUAGCACGGCCAACCGCCUCGGCCGCGCACAAGGGCGCAUGGACACGCUCGAGCGCAGCCUCAAGCAGAACACCUCGUCCUACGUCAUCGGCAUGCUCAUCGUCAGCCUCAUCCUCAUCAUCUACUUCUUCAAGUAG
This is a messenger RNA of Tilletiopsis washingtonensis, 297 nucleotides long. RefSeq lists its product as hypothetical. NCBI's taxonomy places the organism in Eukaryota, Fungi, Basidiomycota, Exobasidiomycetes, Entylomatales. The record is from RefSeq and is a predicted model, not a curated record. The annotation marks the transcript as partial. The transcript is spliced from 2 exons.